AUGCGGGAAAUCCUCAUACUACAUGUGGAGGCUGAAACCAGCGAAUGGGCUAGCACUCAAAUAGCGCUAGAAGCAGCUAUAGUCGCCCUUGACCUGCAAAGUUCGAUUAUACACGAACUGCGUGGAAAAUUCUCGGCACUAGAUAACGAUUCAAGUCACCUGACAGCGUUAUUUAAGGAUAACUUCCCGGCAUGUUCUGCCGUGGGCCAAGUGAUCGCGCUAUUGAAACAACAGAUGUCCGAGACUGUAGCCAAACCAGAAUCAGCGGCCAUUAGCGCCAAACGGAUUAUAAUUUCGGGUAGUUUCCCGAAGUUCAAUUCUCCGGUUCAGGCAACCGAAACUCUCUUGAGAAGCCUUACAGCACCAUACCUACCCAAACCAGUCGGAGCGUCGUGGCUGAUGUCCAAAUCUAAGAAGACAAAG
Molecule: messenger RNA, 423 nt
Organism: Echinostoma caproni
Lineage: Eukaryota; Metazoa; Platyhelminthes; Trematoda; Plagiorchiida; Echinostomatidae
Source: the annotation of a GenBank genome assembly